Messenger RNA from Pisolithus orientalis, 1185 nucleotides. RefSeq lists its product as uncharacterized. The record is from RefSeq and is a predicted model, not a curated record. Gene Ontology annotation, cellular component: preribosome, large subunit precursor; nucleolus. NCBI's taxonomy places the organism in Eukaryota, Fungi, Basidiomycota, Agaricomycetes, Boletales, Pisolithaceae. Gene Ontology annotation, molecular function: protein binding. The transcript has 5 exons. Bases 1 to 1185 code for a protein of 394 amino acids. Gene Ontology annotation, biological process: ribosomal large subunit biogenesis.
AUGCCUCGGUUUCUUGUCGGCGACGAGCUGGGCAGCAUUAAAGCUGUCACGUACGAUGCAAAAGUGCCCUCAGACUCCAAAACUCAGCUAAAGACCCUCUACGAUGGUACGGGAAGUGGACGAUCGCGGGGCAUUCAGAGAUUAGCAGUUAUAACCGGCACGGAGGAUGACACACUGAUGUUAGCCUCAGCCCAUGCAGAUGGGUCACUUUGCAUCUCGUCGCUGACCGGCGAGGACCAACUGCAAAACUUGCAUCAGUGGAAGGAAACCAGAUUAAAAUCCGAGCAGAAGUUUAUAGGCCUUGCAAUAUCACAAAACACCGUCUUUUCCUGUACGUCGAACGGUGCUUUAAGGCUCUCAACUUUGGGCGAAGAAACCAGACUGCCGACGCACAAACUUGCUGCUCUCCCAUCUAAGCUCACUGAGUGGAGAAUAGGAUGUAACAAAGAAACAUUCGCAUACGGCGGGGACGACGUAGAGUUGUCAGUAUGGAAUACCGAGCGCGCAUUUCAACCCUCAUCUCCUUCAGAGGAUGCAUCAUCGAUAUCUCCUGUAAACACUAAAAAGCGCAAACGAGCUGGCGACACCCUCUUCCCUGGCGAGAUUUGGCGUGCGAAAAACGUCCCGAAUGAUUUCCUCGACCUCCGUCAACCAGUGCACAAUACUUGCUUGACCUACAUUUCUCCUUCUAGCUCUACUGGUCAACAGCAUCUACUGGCGGGCACCAGAUUCGGCGACGUCCGUCGAUAUGACACACGUGCAGGACGUCGACCUGUGAGCGAUUUUAAGAGCGUUGGCAAGAUUGGUGGUGUGCGUGCCAUCGAAAAGGGCUUGUCGGAGCACGAGGCCUUCGUGUCUGACCAAGGAUCGAGCCUGUUUGCCCUCGACUUGCGCAGCGGCGGCAUCCUUUACAGUUAUAAGGGCAUAUCGGGUGCAGUGACAUCCGUUUCACCCUCCCCAUUAUUCCUUGCAUCUGUAGCCCUGGAUCGCUAUACCCGAAUCCACAGCACCUCCCUUGUACCGACGAAGGCGGGAAAUGGAGCGGACAAGAGGGGUACUACACUAGAAAAAGUGUACAUGACGACGGUUCCGACGGUAGUUGUGUGGGACCAGCAAGAAGAGAUGGACGUGGACCAAGAAGAGGACGAGAAUAUCUGGGAGACGAUGAAGCACGUGGAGGAGUGA